This is a messenger RNA of Pyrenophora tritici-repentis Pt-1C-BFP, 2244 nucleotides long. The record is from RefSeq and is a predicted model, not a curated record. NCBI's taxonomy places the organism in Eukaryota, Fungi, Ascomycota, Dothideomycetes, Pleosporales, Pleosporaceae.
AUGGCCCUUCCCCUCGAAGUGGCACGGUCUUCGAACCAAUCCGACAUUACCGGAACCCGUGUAGCUAAGGCCGAAGUUAUAAAGAUCCUCCGCGUGUUGCGCACACCAAGCAAUGAUAUCCGGACGGUCGGGAUGGUAGAAUUGGGGUCAGGGACCGAAAUCAUACAACCCGUCCCGAGUUGCGAUCGGCACCAGAAACUGAUUGUCUCCGUGUUGCGUCUGGACGCCGAUCAGUCUGAUGAAGAGAUAUGCACCAUCGCAAAGUGCAUAAAAAAAUUGGAGAUACACAAAAACCCGCUGAACAUGGCUGCUAUUAUCACCACAACGAUGUUGCCCGGGUGUCCGCUUCCCAGGCCGCCAUUGUACGGGAUGUAUCCUGUGAAGGAACCAGGCGAUCCGAACGACUUAAUCGGAGGUCGGGUCCUUUCCCGCAAGUGGAUAGAUCUCGAUCUGCCCAAGUUAUGGAAAUCUGCUUGCAACAGUCUUCAUACCGACUUAUGCAAAGGCUUUCCUCAUGAACUUUUGUCUCGCAUAAGGCCGACAUGGCUCGUAGACGUUAAGCGUCAAUGCGUCAUCUCCGCCCCAGAGGAUUGCUCCUACGUCGCCCUUAGUUACGUAUGGGGAAAUCAACCGACACUGAAAGCUACCGUUGGCAAUAUGAGCCAGCUUCAAAGAGUUGGAGCAUUGUUAAGUAUGCCAAUCGCAAAGACAAUACAGGACGCAAUAGGAGUGGUCGAGCUUUUGGAGGAGAGAUAUCUAUGGGUUGAUACUCUUUGCAUUGUUCAAGACAAUGAGUCUGAAAAACACGUUGAGAUGGCGAAAAUGGCAGCGAUUUACGCUAAUUCGGCCAUCACCAUCUUAGCAGUACAAGGGAAGCAUGCUAACAGUGGCCUAAGAGGUUUCCGCGGUAUUUCAGAGGCGAGAAAUCUACACCAAAACUUGCACUGUUUAGAGAAGGAGUCGAGAGUGAUACAGUUUCCCAUCGAACCAGCCCAACUCGAACUUGGAAGCCAUGAGCCUGUUUGGGGAAGCAGAGGAUGGACUUACCAGGAGCAUCUCUUUUCACGGAAAAGGCUCGUAUUCGACGGCGAUUCUGUGCGGUGGGAGUGCGCAGCUGCAAUCUGGCGUGAGCACGUCGAACUGUCCUUGGAUCUCAAGCCACACCACAACGACAUCAUUCGCUGCCAAUCAUUGUUGAAGCCUUCACUCCCCGAUCUUAGAUGGCUCCAGGUGAUUCUACAGGAUUACAACAAAAGAAGCUUCACCUACCCAGAAGACGCUCUGUACGCCUUUGCUGGAAUUGCUUUCUCAACCAGCCAAGCCUUCGCCGGCGGCUUUGUGUCGGGUCUUCCAAUAGCUUUUUUUGAGGUGGCCCUGCUAUGGCAGCCCCACGACAGGAUAUUUCGUAGAGUCUCCCGGGACCCAGAGAAACAGCAUUGCCUCCCUAGCUGGAGUUGGGCUGGUUGGUCUGGAGUCGUUAACUUCGAUACUAAAUCGGCGACGGACUUUACUAGGAAUAGCAAAAGCAUUGAGAAAAGCGUAACGCGAAUCGUGUCGUGGAAUUAUCACGCGACGGUUGACGCACCCGGAAAGCCCAUACAUCCCAGCAUUCUCGCUAAUAAGGAUUUGUGGCUGGCGAAACAGAUCGAAUGUGCCUCUUUGGGUUGGACCAAACACUCAACCGCGGAAGGUCUGGAAUCAUUCUACGAAUCGCCGGAUCCUACAUCUCCUUCCCCAUAUUUCUACAAACACGAAGCAUAUCCCGGUAAUGAAUUCUGGUAUCCCAUCCCACUUGUGCAGCAGGUGAGCUCAAUUCCUAGCAUCCUUGUACCAUAUAUAUCUUGUACGACCCGAAGGGCUUGGCUUUUUCCUGGCGAGGAACUUUCGAAGAAGAAUGGGUACCGUCCAAUACUUUCCCUCCGCAUUGACAGGAAGGUCUGGGCGGGUAUCCUCCAACCUCAUGACAGCCUCGACGCGUCCAACGAGACCCUGCAGGAUCCUACUAGGGCUGUCGAGUUGGUAGAAAUCGCGAGAGGGUUUUGUCGUGACACCACAUCUCCAUGGCCCGGCAUCGAGGAAAUUCGGCACCCAGAGAGGCCCAAGGCCGGUCAAUGGUAUGAAUAUUAUUGGAUCAUGUGGGUGGAAUGGGGUAAUGGCAUAGCUUAUCGUAAGGGGCUUGGCAGGGUCCAGAGGCAGCUCUGGGAGGAGCAGAGGGGAGAGCUAUUUUACUUACUGCUUGGUUGA